Messenger RNA from Brenthis ino (lesser marbled fritillary), 267 nucleotides. NCBI's taxonomy places the organism in Eukaryota, Metazoa, Arthropoda, Insecta, Lepidoptera, Nymphalidae. The record is from the annotation of a GenBank genome assembly.
AUGCUUGCUAUUGUUCUACGCGAGAAACAUGACGAGUGCGCUCAGUUGUGCGUCGCUCGUGAGCGCGUCCAAGUGCGGUCAUAUGGCGGCGAGCCAGUGCGCCAUGCGCAGCAGGCUGUGGCGGUCGAGGCGGGGGCGGGCGGAGCGGGCGCGGGCGGGGCGGGAGGUCGCGCGGGACGCGGGCGGGCGGCGCGCGGGGCGGCGGCGCAGCGCCCGCCGCUCCUGCUCCAGUUGCGCCUUCGCUGUGAACAGCGCGACUGUUUUAAU